Molecule: messenger RNA, 1910 nt
Organism: Capsicum annuum
Lineage: Eukaryota; Viridiplantae; Streptophyta; Magnoliopsida; Solanales; Solanaceae
Product: thioredoxin-like fold domain-containing protein MRL7 homolog, chloroplastic
Exons: 6
Coding region: 312-1430 (372 amino acids)
Biological process (GO): regulation of DNA-templated transcription; chloroplast organization
Cellular component (GO): chloroplast stroma
Source: RefSeq, a predicted model, not a curated record
CCUUCUACAUUAUUUCGUUGUGUCGGUAUAAUUUCAUAAGCGAGGUCUGGGGAAGCGUCAUCCCUACCUUCUGCAGGUGGAGAGACUGUUCCCGUUGGACCCUUCAGCUCGGAAAAAAAAAUUAACAAAAUCAGUACGAAAAGGAAAUACAGUAGAAAGAAGUCAUGUGGAAAACAAUGGACGAAACAACACUAGCAACAAAAUAUAAAAUGUUUUUGUUAAAUGGAACUUAAUAGGAGCUACUAUUGUGCUCAACAAUUCAACAUCAAUGUUAUGGCCUCUACAUUUGACUUUGUUUAAAUUCAUUUUGAAUGUUUCUUAUAUUAGGAGUUAUCCCUCAUAGAGAUUUUAAUCCGCCCAGCAAAGUAUUUACGCGAGGGAAGAUGAUCAUCCAUUCUGCAUUAAAUUUUAACUUUUGUGCGCUUUCACCACUCUCAGCACUCAAAGCAGGGCAACAGUGUAGUUCUUGCUCUUUCCAUAACUUCGCAUUGCCACGUCCUUUGAAACGUCUGACUUGCUUUGCCACUUCAAUAAAGUCCGAGGAGGAACAUUUCUCUGAUCCUAAGCAAAACGCUGGUUCAAGGCGUAGGAAAGCUAAAAGGCCCCAGGAAAGUAAAGUUACUCAUAAUGAAGACAAAGAUUCUGCCAAAAUCUUCCCAAUAACACUCCCUAAAAAACCAAGGCGUGGUCGCAGGGGCGAAGCAGCUGCAGUUGAGGAUUUUGUUCGUGAUUCACUAGAAAAGACAUUUGCCUCUAUCCGGGAGCAGAACUCUGAAAUAAUAAAAGAUACCGAGAAUAUCCUCAAAGAUAGGGUUGAUGAUGACACUGAUUCUGAUGAAAGUAGUGAUGAUGAAGAUGAAAGCAGUGGGGGUAUGAAAGAAAAGAAAAUGAUCGUUGAGGAGGAGGAUCCAGAUUGGCCUCUAGAUGCAGAUGUUGGAUGGGGAAUUAGAGCAUCAGAGUAUUUUGACAAGCAUCCAAUAAAAAAUGUAAUAGGAGAAGAUGGAGUUGAGAUUGAUUGGGAGGGAGAAAUUGAUGAUUGUUGGGUGAAGGAAAUCAAUUGUCUUGAGUGGGAGAGCUUUGCUUUUCAUCCCAGUCCCCUCAUUGUUUUUGUUUUCGAGAGAUACAAUCGGGCUAGUGACAACUGGAAAGCUCUUAAGGAGCUAGAGAAAGCAGCCAAGGUGUAUUGGAGUGCCAAAGAGCGCUUGCCUCCUCGGACUGUGAAGAUUGACAUAAAUAUUGAGAGGGAUCUAGCCUACGCGCUUAAAGUUAAAGAAUGUCCACAGAUAUUGUUUUUACGAGGAAACAGGAUACUGUACAGGGAAAAAGACAUUCGUAUGGCUGAUGACUUGGUUCGAAUGAUAGCAUAUUUUUACUACAAUGCAAAAAAACCUUCAUGCAUUAAUGAUGAAGCUUUAUCUCCACGGUCUUAGUCAAUGGAGAUUAAGCUUGCAGAAAGAUAGUCAAAGGGGCAAUGGAGCAUGGAUCCCCGUGUAACUGGAACCAAUUGUGGCUGUUUUAUUCACUGGAAAUUCUGAGUAUACAAUUGCACACAGAACCUUAGAAGAAUGACUAGUCGAAACAAGAUGAUGGUACUUUCUGCUUGAUGCCUCCUGCUGCUAAUGUAAUUAGCAAGUCGAAGGUUUGAAGAAAAAGGUUAUAUUCUAUAAAGAGCUUAAGGCAGCUUAUGCUUCACACCAUACAAAAGAGGAUAGUUGGAAAGAGAACUCUCAGUUGCCAUGAUCUUACUUUAGUUUUAUUUGCUUGUUUACAUAUCAUACUAGCCUAAGAUGUCUAGAAAAUACUUUAUACUCUAAUUAAAAGGAAAAGUUCAAGCAUCUUCUGCUACUUACAUGUACUUUUGCUUGACCUUGCUACCUACAACUAAAUUGGAGUUAAUCUUUUUCAUAGGA